UGCAACAAUCCGUAGAAUAACAGCAGCGAAAUCGUUGUGACUUGCUCAUGCCAAUUCCAUCAUCGAUCGAUCGUUUGCUAGCUCCUCCUGAUCGAUCAUCACAUUAUUUAUACCUGCUCUGUUUGGCCAUCGAUCCUCGUGAUGGUUGGGCACGCCGUUUUGAUCUCCGAGUCGAUCACACCUUUUCCGGCACGCCGAUCGACUAGUUUAUGAGCAGUGCGAGAACAGGCUCGAGUGAUCGAGAGAUGAAGGCGGCGGCCGAGGUGAUGAUGGAGAUCGAGGCGAACAAGCCGGCGGGGAACGGGUUGGCGGUCGGCCGGGGGCUGAGCCCGCUGAGCGAGACGCUGUGGAAGGAGAAGACGAACGUGGAGCUGAUCGACGACGUGUCGGCGAGGCUGACGUGGAAGGACCUGACGGUGACGGUGACGGUCGCCGGCGGAGAGACGCACCGGGUGUUGGAGGGGCUCACCGGCUUCGCCGAGCCCGGGGCGCUGACGGCGCUCAUGGGCCCCUCGGGGUCCGGCAAGUCGACGCUGCUCGACGCCCUCGCCGGCCGCCUCGCCGCCAACGCCUUCCUCUCAGGCGCCAUCCUCCUCAACGGCCGCAAGGCCAAGCUCUCCUUCGGGACCGCCGCCUAUGUGACGCAGGACGACACCUUGAUCGGAACUCUGACGGUGAGGGAGAUGAUCUCCUACUCCGCCCGCCUCCGGCUGCCGGACAAGAUGCCCAAGGAGGAGAAGCGGGCUCUGGUGGAAGGCACCAUCAUGGAGAUGGGCCUCCAGGAUUGCGCAGACACAGUGAUCGGCAAUUGGCACCUCCGGGGGAUCAGCGGCGGCGAGAAGAGGAGGGUCAGCAUCGGCCUCGAAAUCCUCAUGAGGCCGAGGUUGCUCUUCCUCGACGAACCCACCAGCGGCCUCGACAGCGCUUCCGCCUUCUUCGUCACCCAAACGCUGCGAGGUUUGUCGAGAGACGGCAGGACUGUGAUCGCUUCGAUUCACCAGCCCAGCAGCGAGGUCUUCGAGCUAUUCGAUCGCCUCUAUUUGCUCUCCGGCGGCAAAACCGUCUACUUUGGCCAGACUUCAGACGCUUGCGAGUUCUUUGCUCAAGCUGGAUUUCCCUGCCCGCCUUUGCGGAAUCCGUCGGACCAUUUCUUAAGGUGCAUAAACUCAGAUUUCGACAAAGUGAAGGCCACUCUGAAGGGAUCUCUAAAGACAAGAGUGGAAAGGAGCGACGACCCGCUCGAAAGAAUGACGACGUCCGAAGCGAUUAGAACGAUGAUCGAGUUCUACAGUCACUCCCAGCAGUACUACCACGCGAGGGAGAAAGUGGAUGAGAUUUCGAGAGUUAAAGGAACGGUGUUGGAUUCCGGAGGCAGUCAAGCGAGCUUCUUGAUGCAAGCUUUCACCUUGACGAAGCGAUCUUUCGUGAACAUGUCCAGGGAUUUUGGCUACUACUGGCUAAGGCUGCUCAUCUACAUUGUCGUGACCAUCUGCAUUGGGACAAUCUACUUGAACGUUGGAACCGGAUACACCUCCAUAUUGGCUCGGGGGGCAUGCGCUUCGUUUGUGUUCGGCUUCGUCACGUUCAUGUCCAUCGGCGGAUUCCCGUCCUUCGUGGAGGAUAUGAAGGUUUUUCAGAGAGAGAGGCUGAAUGGGCAUUACGGUGUCUUAGCGUUUGUCAUCAGCAACACCAUUUCUGCAAUGCCUUUCUUGAUCGUGAUCACCUUGGUCUCGGGAACUCUCUGCUAUUUCAUGGUACGCCUUCACUCGGGCUUCACACAUUACCUGUUCUUCGUGCUGGCUCUCUAUGCCAGUGUCACAGUGGUGGAGAGCUUGAUGAUGGCCAUUGCCAGCGUAGUCCCUAAUUUUCUCAUGGGGAUCAUCAUCGGAGCUGGGAUUCAGGGGAUAUUCAUGCUUGUUUCUGGAUACUUCAGACUCCCUAAUGACAUCCCAAAGCCCUUUUGGAGGUACCCAAUGACAUAUAUCAGCUUCCACUACUGGGCAUUGCAGGGUCAGUAUCAAAAUGACUUGAGAGGUUUAGUAUUCGACAACCAGACACCAGACCUGCCAAAGAUUCCGGGAGAAUACAUACUCGAAAACAUCUUUCAGAUUGACGUCGACCGGUCUAAAUGGCUUGAUCUUUCGGUUCUCUUCAGCAUGAUUGUCAUUUACAGGAUGUUCUUCUUCUUGAUGAUCAAGAUUAGUGAGGAUGUGACCCCAUGGAUAAGAGGAUACAUUGCCAGAAGAAGGUUACAGAAGAAGCAAAGUUCUUCCACUGAUCUCGCCACUCGGGCACCUUCUCUUAGGAGCUACGUAGUCGAAUUGGAAUCCAGUUCGACCAGCAGUAGUUAGAUAACUAAAGCUGAGCUUAUCACAUACAAUUAAGAGAUUAUAGAUGGAGUUAUCAAAGUGUUACUUCUUGUUCAUGAGAAUACAUACAAAAGUUUGUUUAUAUAAGAAUGAUAUUUGAUACUUCA
Zingiber officinale is the source of this 2476-nucleotide messenger RNA. Its product is annotated as ABC transporter G family member 11-like. Bases 210 to 2351 code for a protein of 713 amino acids. Gene Ontology annotation, cellular component: membrane. The record is from RefSeq and is a predicted model, not a curated record. The transcript has 10 exons. Gene Ontology annotation, molecular function: ABC-type transporter activity; ATP hydrolysis activity; ATP binding. NCBI's taxonomy places the organism in Eukaryota, Viridiplantae, Streptophyta, Magnoliopsida, Zingiberales, Zingiberaceae.